AUGUCGUUUUCAUCGAUUUCAUCAAAAACUCUUGAAACCGAUGAUAAUCAUCCGCAUAGUAACGAUAAACUUAUGAAUGAAAUCGUCGAAAAGUCCGAUGAACAUAAUGACGAACCGCUUGAUCCUCGAAUACAAAUUGAAUUAGAACGUGCAAAUGCUGCAACCAGUGAAAUAAAUAAUCUUGAAACUCAAUUAGAUGAAGCACAAAAAUUAUUUCAAACAAGUUUUACUAAUUGUAAACAGCGUUUAGCUGUUCUUGCAAAAAAACUUGGCAGUUGUGUAGAACGUGCAAGACCUUUUUUUGAUGCCUGUAAACAAGCUGAAGAAGCUCAGUCAGAGACGCAAAAAGCUGCACAAGAAUAUCAACGUUCCGUUGAAAUAUAUCGUGUUGCAAAAGAAGCAUUAAGUUUAGCUGAAAGUAAAUUGUUAAAAUCAGAUAAGCGUGCGUUUGAUGCUGCCUGGCAAGAAUAUGUGAAUCAUGCAACAAUGAAAGUGAUGCAAGCUGAGCAAGAUAAGACGCGUAGUGAACGAACACAUGAAGAAAAAUCGAAACUCUAUCAAGAAUAUGAACAAAAACGAGUAACACUUCAACGAUCAUUGAAUAGGUCAAUAACUAAAUCGAAACCUUACUUUGAUGCAAAGGAAUAUGCUGAAUAUGAAUUACAAAAUCAAAAAAUCCGCAUUGAAGCUGUACAAAAAGCAAUCAGCCAAGCAAAAAGAAUGUAUCGUACGGCAUUAAAUAAUCUUGAACGAAUAUCGGAAGAAAUACAUUUACAACGUAAUAAUCCAUUAGUAAUAAAACUUCCGCCACGUGAGCCCGGUGUUGGUUCAGAUAAACCCGAUGAUUUUAUUGAAAUGCCUGAUCUUGACUAUUCGACGGAUUUAUCCGUCCAGCGAGAAUUAACUGAAUUUCCAAAAAUCGAUAUAUCUGACGAAUCAACUGAUGAUGAAGAUGAAUCAAGAAAAUCACAUGAUGAAGCUCUAUCUAAUUCUAUAAGUUCAGUUUCGAUCGAUGGACUUUCAUUGUCGAAUAAAACCUCCGGUAUGUCAAAUAUUCAACAGACCAGUGACUAUGAAUCGUUUGCUGAUUGCAUGAAUCGAUCACCUAUCAUUGCUUGUGCUAAUGCUCGGAUCGCUACACCUUUGACCAAUGUCAAUUUUGACAAUCGCUAUAGUCUUCAGUCGUCGGCUCGAGUAAAUGGCGAGGGUUCAUCAUUACCGAAUGAUCAACAAAAACGAAGAAAAAACGGUACAUCAACAACAACUGAAGUUCGUAAACAUGGUAAAACAACUCGAAUAAAAACAAAUAAUGAAACUCCGUUGCUUUCAAACCUCUUUGGAACCCAUAAAUAUGAUAGUGAUUCUAAUUUAAAUUCAAAUCUAUGA
Molecule: messenger RNA, 1386 nt
Organism: Rotaria socialis
Lineage: Eukaryota; Metazoa; Rotifera; Eurotatoria; Philodinida; Philodinidae
Source: the annotation of a GenBank genome assembly